UGUUUAACAUGACAACAUUGUAGCCUAAUUCACAAGGAGACGGAUGAGUCACUUAGUGACCACAAUGGUAGAAAUAGUUUGCCCUCUUCAUUUUGUUCAGCUUUUCUUUCUCUGAUUCACUUUUAGCAGUUGAGCUAAAAAGAAAAAUAAUGGUAACAUCCCAGUUUCCUUUUAGUAAACAGCCAGUUUAUGGACUCCAAACUGCUUUUCAGGGUUCCCGGUUGUGGAUAACAUGGUAUAUUUGAUCCAAAGCCUGUAAAGCUCCCUUUGGCUCUUCAUACUAAAUUCAAGAAGAUUCUUUUUCAGUGCCCAGAUGUGCAGAGGCCUGGUGACGGAGUUUCAUAUUUACUCAGGCCUCUGGGCACGUCUUAGCCUUUAGCGUGAGCCACUGAGUGGCUGCAAAGGGCUAUUGAAAUCAAGAAGGAAUAAGAGAUAAUAAGGUCCUUGAUGCAUUUGCCUGUGAAAGAGAGAACAUAUGUACGGGUGAGUGUGCGCGCAUAGAUAUGUGUGUCUCUCUCUUUCUCUGGGUAUAAUAUAUAUUGUUUUCUUGUUUGCUCCCUAGAAAUCCUCUAUUACAGCGAUGAUACAGCAAUGGCCCACUCUGUGGUUAGGUCACUAUUGGCCAAGCAAGAUUUUGAUGAAGUGGAUAUGGCAAAGCGGUUUGCUGAAGAAUACAAGAAGGAUCCUGACAGAAGCUAUGGAGGUGGUGUGAUUACUGUAUUCAAGAAACUCCUUAGUCCUAAAUGCAGUGAUGUGUUUGAGCCAGCAAGACAGCAGUUUAAUGGGAAAGGUUCCUAUGGGAAUGGUGGUGCCAUGAGGGUUGCAGGCAUUUCAUUAGCUUACUCAGAUGUCCAAGAUGUAAAGAAGUUUGCUAAACUGAGUGCUGAGCUAACCCAUGCAAACUCCUUGGGCUAUAACGGAGCCAUCUUGCAAGCCUUGGCAGUCCAUUAUGCUCUCCGUGGGGAGUCAAAUCGGGACAGAUUUUUGGAGCAGCUGAUAGGCCACAUGGAAGAUGUGGAAGCUGAUGACAAGUCUGUUGCUGAUGCACGAAUGCUGGGCUAUGAGGAUCGCCCCUUUUCAAAGCGUUUAAAGAAGAUCAAAGAGUUUUUGGAACAGGGUACUGUGUCCAGAUCAGACGUGUUACUAGAAUUAGGAAAUGGCAUUGCAGCUCUGCAUUCUGUCCCCACGGCGAUCUACUCAUUCCUGCGCUGCAUGGACUCUCACCCCGAUAUCCCCGAGGGCUUCAACUGUCUGCAACGGACUAUUAUCUACUGCAUCUUACUGGGUGGGGACACAGACACGAUUGCAACCAUGGCAGGAGCCAUUGCAGGGGCGUUUUAUGGGGAAGAGCAGGUGCCCCAAAGUUGGAAACAUAGCUGCGAAGCCUUUGAGGAAACAGAGAAGCUGGCUGAUGGCUUGUACGAACUCUACCACCAGCAGGCUUGAGGCAUGAAUGAGAAUUUGGCACUCAGUCAUCAGAUCUGUAUUUUUGCAUCGUGUUCCAGAGGAGGUGAAUCAUGUCUACAAUAGGGGAGUCUGUCUUCCCCCAAAGAAUGUCUAGGCCAUAGUGAAUGGCUGCCUGCGAAAGGAUUCUGUUGAAGUAACACACUCAAAAGUGCCAAUUCUUUUCAGCUGUAUAGGCACUGUUGACCUUUCCUUUGAUCUUUGCUGUUUUUUUCCUGAUUUUGAAAUUUUUGUAAUUAUGUCUUGGUUAGAGUCUAAAUUCUCCCUUAGUUCAUUAUACUGGGGUUCUCUGUACACCAUAUGGGCUUCAGGACAGUUUGCCAAGCAGGUCCUCUCCCCAAAGGAAUUGAAAUGGGACUAUGUUUGGACAUAGUCAAAGGACAAGUAUAUAAAUGUUACCAUUUAACCAACUAUUAGAUUGGGAAUUCAUCAGGCAGAACUGCACAAACUGCUUCACAUGGAACAUGUGUCUUUAAUACCAGAAAUGUGAGCUGGCAUUAAUAAAUUUAGAACUUUUUAAAAAACCAA
Molecule: messenger RNA, 1992 nt
Organism: Python bivittatus (Burmese python)
Lineage: Eukaryota; Metazoa; Chordata; Lepidosauria; Squamata; Pythonidae
Source: RefSeq, a predicted model, not a curated record